Messenger RNA from Pediculus humanus corporis (human body louse), 3354 nucleotides. RefSeq lists its product as uncharacterized. The transcript has 5 exons. NCBI's taxonomy places the organism in Eukaryota, Metazoa, Arthropoda, Insecta, Psocodea, Pediculidae. The record is from RefSeq and is a predicted model, not a curated record. The coding region runs from base 1 to 3354 and encodes 1117 amino acids. Gene Ontology annotation, biological process: positive regulation of protein tyrosine kinase activity; neuromuscular junction development. Gene Ontology annotation, molecular function: protein kinase binding.
AUGGAGCGUAACAUAACAGAUAGCAGAGAUCGUUAUAAACAAGGACAAACAAAAGCUUCGUUAUCAUUGCAACAUUUUUUGGGAGUUGAAACGGGUUUUACUCUAGACAAGGAAUCUAACACAAUAGCGAUAAUAUGUCAAGAUGUAACGGUUGUCCUAGCUUUCGACACUCGCGAAAGAUUGAUUCAAUGGCAAGUUAAAAUUUCCUGUAAUUUGGGAGAAGAUCAACAGUUUUUAGUUUUGGUAUCCCAAGCACCAUCAAAAGCGAAAAUAUCAACCGGACCCGCGAGACUCCAUGUUCAAGAAUUGAAAUUUAGCAUGACGUCGGGAGUACCACCUCGUUUAAUUGGUUUUUGGGAAAUCGGUCAUUUGAGACGUUAUGGAGUUGUUGAAGGAAGAUUUUGCUUCGAGGGUGGUUCCCGAUGUGGGAAAGGCGAAGGAUUGUACGUUGUUGUGACGGAUCAAGGUGCAGAAAUCACGCGAACUUUACAAAUGGCCGCACAGGGAAAAUUAACGUCCCGACGCCGUCAAGUUGUUCGAAAAACUUCUGUGACCGAUAGCCCGAGAAAAUUACUUCAUUCCAGACAAGAAAAUCGAGUUCCCGAUAACGUAAAUGAUAAUCAUAAUGAUUUCAACGAUGGUGAUUUACAUAAUCAGGCAGAGCAAAACGGCUCGCCUUAUUGGUCUAUAGAAUCCAGACCCACGGAUCUCGAUAGUAAUUACGGUUGUGGAGACACGGCUUCCGUCCAUAUGCAUCAGGAUAAUGCUUGGCCCCACUCUAAUGAAAAAGGUUUACCUCCUUCUUUGGAGAGAUGCGUUAGUUGCAUCAGCAAGUUAGGCGCUCCGACUUUAUCACGUUCCUCUACUGCUAAUACGUCCACACUAUUUAAUCCGGCUUGGACAAUGGAACCUAUUCCAGUUUGUUCUCAUCAAAAUCCUGUUUGGGCAUCGGGAAGCGAUCGUGCAUCGGUUUCUUCUCACGGUACGGGGAGCAGUGGAAAUUCUGAAUACUCCGUGGCAAGACACUUUUGUGAGAAACAGAUAGAUAAUAGAAAUACAACACAGAUUUGUCCUCCGUUGCCUCCGAAAGUAAUAAAUUCCGCAGUCUCACAAACGUCGUCUACUUGUAACUGCACCCCUCCGAACAGGCCUCCAAAACCUGUUAAAGAAGCAUUAAAUACAAUGUCUCCGAGUAGGAAAAAAAUCAAAAAACCUCCGAUGCCCUUACCCGAAAAGCCUAAACCGGAAAACGAAUCGCCUGGACCCUAUGAAAAUUAUGAUACGCCUAAAAAUAUAUCAAAUAUAUGCGACAAACAACCACUACACGAUCCAAGCAAUAGAUUAUCGAUGUCUCCGACGCCGUGCGAACAUUACGACACUCCGAGAAACAUAAAAGAAAUAAUGAGUGCCAAUGAGGUGAACAAUUAUGGGAAUUACGACAUUCCACCUCCGGCCAAAACAAUUCGAAAACCUUGCGGCUGUGUUGUAACUUUUGCAAGACAAGCGACGGAUUCUGACAAGAAAUCCGAGUGUCCUUGUCAAAGAGUUCUCUGUUGGGCUGAAAACUGGAUGAUACUUCCAUAUUGCAGAAGGGGUCACGGAAUAGAUAAUAAUUCAGUACCCAUUCAUAAAGUGAAAUUAAGCGGAGAGGGAAAAAUGCCUGUGGUAAAUCCUAGUGGAGAAUUGGCCAUCUACGCAACAAUCGAUAAAGCAAAAAAAUUAAAUAGAAAAUUGGUUGAUGAAGAGGAAAGCUCUAACAAGCAGAAAAUGAAUUAUGAAAAUAUAAUAAUACCGAAUAAGGAAUGUGAUGAAAAAAUAUCAACAAAUUAUGAAAACAUAGAAUUUGCUCAGUCGUUAGUUUUUUAUGAAAAUUCGAAAGACCUCAUACACAAAAUCGGAAUAAGUCAAGAAGAAUUAGAAAAAUUGAGUGAAAACGUAGAAAAAGAAAGUGAAGUGACUUUUUCACUAAAUAACGGCGUAAAAGUUUGUAAUAAGUGCGGUCAUGCUUGUGAGACGAAUCCGGACAAAAAAGACGAUAAACCCCCGACAACAAAAAUUAACGUGGAACAAGAAAAUUAUUUAGUAAUGAAUUCUUUUAAAGAAGAAAACAAUGCCUUUGAAAAACAAAAACCUGUUCAAUCCAAUUUCCCCGGGUAUUUGCCAAUGUUUCCAGGUAAUAAAGCGGAACUUAUUAAGCUUUUGGGUGACAGAGGAUUUCCUGUUGAAAAGUCUGCCAGUGUAACUAGUCUGCCAAUUAUUCAAAAAGGAAAGAAAAGAUCUGAAUCGGAAGUUAGAGUUCCAGGUUCGGCGAUGAUGAUUGCACCUUCGGGUAAUCUUCACACUAGACGAAUUAUCGAUGUUGAUGACGAUAGAAAAAAAUUAGUUACAAGGAGGAGAUCGAGUUCGGCAGAUUCGUCCAGAUAUCUCGAAGAUUACGAUGAAACGGAAUCGAGGUGCAGUUCUUUAUCUUCUCCGUGCAAAAUACCAAACGCUAAAUUAAAAGCAACAUCAAAUUCUUUGACAUCAUUGCCUUACCAAAGUCCGAAAAAAGAAUUAAAUGAUAAAAAUAAAGAUGGAACUGACGUUGCUGAAGAAGACUUAUGUGAAAGAACAAUCAUUGAAAAUGGAAUCGCGAACGAAGAAGACUGCAGCAGUUCUGGUUCAUUACAAACGUUAGUGCACGAGAGUUUAAAAGAAGGUGCGACUUCAAAUGCCGUAUACAUUCGACGUUCUUCCAGUGUUCCCUGCAAAGCUGGAAAUAAUAGAGACAGUUCUAGUUCAAACGAUUCCGGCGUAUCGACGGGAUCACUAAAACAGAGAGGAGAUUUUGAAUUCGAACUACCCCUCACGACUGCCAUGUCAACGAAAAGACAUCAAACCGUUGCUCAAAAACAUUUAGGAAACGGGUGUCUCCACGCUUCACUUCCUCGCAGAUCAAAAUCGUCGGAUCCGUUGCGGGAGCUCAGUUUUCAAUUUCAAAUGACAAAAAUCCCAGCAAAAUCAUCUUCGGCGGAAGCGGAGGUUCCCGUUUGUACGACAAAAAAAGUACCGUACAUGGACUCCAGAAGCACAAGCAGCGGAACUUCCGAUAUGUCGGAUUACAUAGAAACUCUUUCGUUGUCUUCCCACAGUUCUUCGGAUGCUCCCGAUUCGUUUCCAAGAAUAGCCGCAACAACUCUUAGACCACGUUCGGGUAACGAAUAUCAUAAAAUCGAUCGCUCAAUAUUAAAUGGAGAAUUUGUUAAAAAAGGACAUUAUGCAAAUAUAGGUCCACUUCCAGAAAAGGCUGAAUCCCCAUCGCCCGGUUACAUGAGUAGUUCACCUGCACACGAAGUGCAAUACACGGACUUUUAA